AAACUGUGUCGGAUGAAAAUCAGUCGCGGGAAGGAGGUAACUUUCCGAAUAAUUUCCUUCCCCCCUUUUUUGUUUUUUUCUUUCGAUUUCCGCGCGAAGGGAAGGUUGAAUAAAGUCCAUUCUCGGAGGUCGCCCUUGAGAGGGAGAGAAAGGGGAGAGAUUCAAGGAGGAGAAGAGAGAAGAGAAGAGAAAGAAAAAGUGAGUGGGAGUUCGUACGGAAUGAAUACGGAGGAGAACAAGGCUACUGCUGUGACCACAGUUGAGGACAAACAGCUAUCCAGAAUACCAAAGUCAAAGCCAAGUACGCCCAAGAUAGGAAAGCCUGUCCGUUCAUUUAUCACAGGCAAUUCUCCUCUGCUGCAAAUCCCAGUGAACAAGCUGAGUCGCAAGCCCAUCCAGGAGAAGGAAGACAAGCCACAGUUAAAAGAAGCAGGAGUCACAGAGGACAAAGAGAACAACUCAGCCAUGGAAGCAGAAAAUGGGAUCGUGGACAGAAAGCGAGCUCUGUCCCCAGGGAAUGAGGUGGAGACACCCAGGAAGAGGUCUAAGAAGGAGGAGGAAGGUGUGAAGAAAGAGGUAAAUGUGAUGCAGAGAAAGAAACCCUCGGUGACAGAGGACGACAUCAAGAACAUCCUUAACAAAGAGUCAGAAGAUGAUGACUCUGGCCUGAGCAGGUUGGAUAGCUCAGAGGAAGAGUCAGGGGAGGAGAAUGCGGCACAGAGGAAAGCCAGUACUAAGUCGGACUCCAAGAAGGGUAACAAAUCCAAUGAGGAUUCGGGCUCUGAUGAGCCCCUGGCAAUGAAAGCCCCCAAGACUAAAGCACAGAAGAAGGAACCUAAUGAGGACUCAGGACAGGAUCUUUCUGAGCCCAAAGCAGAACCAGCAAAGAGUUCCAAGAUGUUAUCUGAGGACUCUAGCGAAGAUGAAGAAGAGGUGCCGAAAAAGAAAAAGUCCACACAGGCAUCAGCAAAAGGCAAGAAUACCAAAAAGAAGAACAAGGCAAGGAAAGGUGAUGAUUCUGAUGAUUCUGAUGACGAUGAACCUCUUGUGAAGAGCAGAGGGAGGCCAAGGAAAUCCAGCAAAGCCUCCUUGCGUGAGUCUAGCUCAGAAGGAUCAUCAAGUGAGUCAGAGUAUGAGCCUGAGGCCAAGAAGGGAGGCAAAAAAAACUAAGGCCAAACAAAAGAGCAAGGCAGCAGCC
Messenger RNA from Penaeus indicus, 1198 nucleotides. RefSeq names its product protein IWS1 homolog A-like. Lineage: Eukaryota; Metazoa; Arthropoda; Malacostraca; Decapoda; Penaeidae. The transcript is spliced from 3 exons. The coding region runs from base 13 to 1170 and encodes 385 amino acids. The record is from RefSeq and is a predicted model, not a curated record.